CACAAGCAAAACACAGGCAUCCGUCUUCUGGACGCGAUGAAUCUGGCUUCUCUUGUGACGUCCAUCGUCAGCCAAGCUUUGCACACUCGACGCUGCCGGUGAGCACAAAGGCUGCCUCUGCCACAUCACGCGGACCGUCAGCAAACAUGCCAGCGCCCGAGCCCCUACCGACCUUCUUGUACAAGAUUCUUCCAAGCGCCCCGCCUUCACCGCUCCCUACCCGUCUCCCGCUCUCGGACCUCGACCGCACCGAUGGCUACAUCCAUCUCUCCACCUCCGAGCAAGUGCCCGGUACCGCUGAUAAAUUCUUUGGUGACGUUUCAGAAUUAUGGCUUCUGAAGAUCCGGUAUGAAGUGCUGGCCGCAGGGACUGAUGGCGAUGGUCAAGUCCAUUCGGAUAAGGCGGCAGAGUUGAAAUGGGAGGAGGUCGGGCGAGGGUGUUUUGCGCAUCUCUACAGAGCAGAUCUCGGAUCUGGAAAUAUAGAGAGUGCGUUCAAGAUUGAGAAGAAGGGCAGCUGGGCCGAUACCUUGAGCCUGGAAUGGUGAGAGCGACGGGGCUACAAUAUGGUAGAGCAAACGCUAAAAAUAUCAUUACCGGCUGAUACAUGAGAUCUUCUUUCAUAUUACCCUGUGAUGGUUCUAUACAUGGCAUAUUAGUUGCAUACUAACUAUUGGGUACUGAUCUACAUGACUUCAAGUGUACUUUCUUGUAUUCUCUUAUUGCCUCGAAGAAGUGGUCUCUCUACUAAGUCUGGAUAUACCCCAGCGAACCCGGUCAACAGAUUUUAAUUAA
Messenger RNA from Bipolaris sorokiniana ND90Pr, 792 nucleotides. RefSeq lists its product as uncharacterized. NCBI's taxonomy places the organism in Eukaryota, Fungi, Ascomycota, Dothideomycetes, Pleosporales, Pleosporaceae. The record is from RefSeq and is a predicted model, not a curated record. The transcript has a single exon. The coding region runs from base 147 to 545 and encodes 132 amino acids.